AUGGAUAGAUAUUCCUACAAGCCAACGACGUCGUAUUAUUGGUCGUUUCUGUAGCCUCCAAUUGAACAAGGGGGAACUCGAAACAAGCACCGUAAAACCUCAAUCUUUUUGCUCUUCCCGUGUUCCUUGUGUUUUCUUCAUCACUCGUUUCUCUCUGAUGGAAACAUUGGAUGCAAACAUCGCAACAGGAAAUCCUAACAGCGGUUCGGUUGAAAUGGAGGGUUUGAAGCAUCGUGUUGACGAGCUUAUGUCAAAAGUUGAUAAGCUUGAGCAGAAAGUGUAUGAUAUAGAUAAUUUUUACUCGAGCGCGAAUAAAAAGCAAAUAAUCGUGCCUAAAGGUAACUCAGCUACAAAGGGUAAAGAUAAGGAAAAGCAUAUACCAAGUAUUAAGAAGCAACAGCAGGAAGCAUCACGUAGAGAAGCGGCUGCUGCAAAAAGAAUGCAAGAUCUUAUACGCCAGUUUGGCUCAAUAUUACGCCAAAUCACACAACACAAGUGGGCUUGGCCUUUUAUGCAACCUGUGGAUGUAGAGGGCCUUGGCUUACAUGAUUAUUAUGAGAUCAUUGACAAGCCCAUGGAUUUCAGUACCAUUAAGAACCAAAUGGAGGCUAAGGAUGGUACUGGGUAUAAGCAUGUGCGGGAAAUAAGUUCUGAUGUACGGUUGGUUUUUAAGAAUGCUAUGAAAUAUAAUGAUGAAAAAAGUGAUGUUCAUGUGAUGGCAAAAACUUUGCUGGAUAAAUUUGAGGAGAAAUGGUUGCAACUUUUGCCUAAAGUUACUGAAGAGGAAAAAAGGCGAGAAGAGGAAGAAGCUGAAGUACAAUUAGCCAUGCAAGUUGCUCAAGAAGCAGCUCAUGCUAAAAUGACUAGAGACUUGAGUACUGAGCUGAAUGAAGCUGAUGUGCAUUUAGAAGAGCUACGAGAGAUGGUUGUUAAACAUUGCAGAAAAAUGACAACUGAAGAAAAAAGAAAGCUUGGAGCUGCGCUCACUAGAUUGUCUCCCGAAGAUCUAAGCAAAGCAUUGGAAAUUGUUGCCCAAAAUAAUCCAAGUUUCCAAGCAACUGCUGAAGAGGUGGAUCUUGACAUGGAUGCUCAGAGCGAGUCCACCUUGUGGAGAUUGAAGUUUUUUGUUAAAGAUGCCUUAGAAGUUCAGGGCAAGAAUUCAGGAGGCGGCGGUGGCAAUGAAAAUCAGAGCAACAACAAACGUAAACGAGAGUUUUGUGAUGCUAUCGCCAAAACUUCAAAGAAGAAGUGCAAGAAGCCGACUUAAAGAUCAUUUGGAGAUAAUCAUGUUGCUUUUAGGUAAUUUCAGGCAUCAAGUUUGAAGGAAUUUUCUUGGAAAGUGGCACAAGUUUAUAUUACUUUCAUAGCUCUUAUGCCGACCAUAGCCUUCUCCAUCGACACCGUUUUGCUCGAUGUAUGUAAGCAGAGUUUUGGAGGCGUUUAUUUUUUUUGUCCUUUGUUUCCACCUGAUCCAUUUGUAGGUGUUUUGCCACUGAUAGAUGGAACCAUGUACUCAUCAUUUUGCAAUGGUUAAAAUCAUAGAUGUUUCUCUUCGAUUAUGCUAAUUUGUUGUUAAGAACAAUGGCUAUGUUAUGGGAAUCCUGUAUAUCUUCAAAUAAUUUAGUUUCAGUU
This is a messenger RNA of Lotus japonicus, 1632 nucleotides long. Its product is annotated as transcription factor GTE6-like. The coding region runs from base 158 to 1267 and encodes 369 amino acids. The record is from RefSeq and is a predicted model, not a curated record. NCBI's taxonomy places the organism in Eukaryota, Viridiplantae, Streptophyta, Magnoliopsida, Fabales, Fabaceae. The transcript has 9 exons. Gene Ontology annotation, molecular function: protein binding.